CCCGUUAACCGCCGGGAAACAACCCUCGGCUUUUUGCUCCUCGUCCUCCUCUCGCGGGUGAAAGGCCAGGUUUGAAGCGUUUGCUGCCCCUCGGGUGGCUUUCCUUUAGGAGGAAGCCCGGUGGAAAUCAGAAUCGUCAAUAAUAAAACACGCGAGGGAUGGACGGGUAGGAUGGCAAGUCUUAGGCGCUGGCUUGAGAUCGGUGGGCUCGCUGGCCGGUAAAAUCUGCGGUGUGGAUCGAGCCUCCUCUGCGCUCUGUAGGACGACGGCGUUGAAGCACCGAUUUCCGAAAAAAAACAAAAACCCACCCAUAAAAAAGCGAACAGUUGCUGCUGCAACUUGCUAUUUUUUUCUCUCUCCCCCCUGUUGGAAUCACUGAUGCGGCUUUCAGCAGCAUAAUAAAAUGGCUAAUCAGGUGAAUGGUAAUGCGGUACAAUUAAAAGAAGAGGAAGAACCAAUGGAUACUUCCAGUGUUACUCACACAGAACACUACAAGACACUGAUAGAGGCAGGCCUCCCACAGAAGGUGGCAGAAAGACUUGAUGAAAUAUUUCAGACAGGAUUGGUAUCUUAUAUUGAUCUUGAUGAGAGAGCAAUAGAUGCUCUCAGGGAAUUUAACGAAGAAGGCGCCCUCUCUGUAUUACAGCAGUUUAAGGAAAGUGACCUGUCGCAUGUACAGAAUAAAAGUGCAUUUUUAUGUGGAGUUAUGAAGACUUAUAGACAGAGAGAGAAACAAGGAAGCAAAGUACAGGAAUCAACAAAAGGGCCAGACGAAGCAAAAAUUAAGGCUUUGUUAGAACGAACUAGUUAUACUUUGGAUGUGACCACAGGACAACGGAAAUAUGGUGGUCCUCCCCCAGAUACUGUCUUCUCAGGAUCUCAGCCUGGCAUUGGAACAGAGGUUUUUGUUGGAAAAAUUCCUAGAGACUUAUACGAAGAUGAAUUGGUGCCACUCUUUGAAAAGGCAGGACCCAUUUGGGACUUGCGACUCAUGAUGGAUCCACUUUCUGGACAAAACCGAGGCUAUGCUUUUAUCACAUUUUGUACCAAAGAUGCAGCGCAGGAAGCUGUUAAGUUGUGUGAUAACUAUGAAAUCCGACCUGGAAAACACCUUGGUGUAUGCAUCUCAGUGGCAAAUAAUAGGCUAUUUGUUGGAUCAAUUCCAAAAAAUAAAACAAAGGAGAAUAUACUAGAAGAAUUCAGCAAAGUCACAGAGGGUUUAGUUGAUGUAAUCCUAUAUCAUCAACCUGAUGAUAAAAAGAAGAAUCGGGGGUUCUGCUUCCUUGAAUAUGAGGAUCACAAAUCAGCAGCUCAAGCUCGACGCCGAUUGAUGAGCGGGAAAGUGAAAGUCUGGGGAAAUGUUGUGACAGUGGAAUGGGCUGACCCAGUAGAGGAGCCAGAUCCAGAAGUCAUGGCAAAGGUGAAAGUUCUAUUUGUGAGGAAUUUGGCCACUACAGUGACAGAGGAAAUAUUGGAGAAAUCAUUUUCAGAGUUUGGAAAGCUGGAAAGAGUGAAGAAAUUAAAAGAUUAUGCUUUUGUUCAUUUUGAAGAUAGGGGAGCAGCAGUUAAGGCCAUGAAUGAAAUGAACGGAAAAGAGAUAGAGGGGGAAGAAAUUGAAAUAGUGUUAGCCAAGCCUCCAGAUAAGAAAAGAAAAGAACGCCAAGCUGCCAGACAAGCCUCUAGAAGUACUGCGUAUGAAGACUAUUAUUACUAUCCUCCACCUCGUAUGCCACCUCCUAUUAGAGGCCGAGGUCGUGGAGGGAGAGGCGGCUAUGGCUAUCCCCCAGAUUACUAUGGCUAUGAAGAUUAUUACGAUGAUUAUUAUGGCUAUGACUAUCAUGACUACCGUGGUGGCUACGAAGAUCCUUACUAUGGCUAUGAUGAUGGCUAUGCUAUAAGAGGAAGAGGAGGAGGAGGAAGGGGUGGGCGAGGCGCACCUCCACCACCUAGGGGGCGGGGAGCACCACCAUCAAGAGGUAGAGCUGGCUAUUCCCAGAGGGGGGCACCCAUGGGACCACCAAGAGGAGCCCGGGGCGGGAGAGGGGGCCCUGCUCAGCAGCAGAGAGGACGUGGUGCUCGUGGAGCGAGGGGCAAUCGUGGGGGCAACGUGGGAGGCAAGAGAAAAGCGGAUGGGUACAACCAACCUGAUUCCAAGCGCCGUCAGACCAACAACCAGCAGAACUGGGGCUCGCAGCCUAUCGCUCAGCAGCCGCUUCAACAAGGUGGAGACUAUGCCGGUAACUAUGGUUACAAUAAUGACAACCAGGAAUUUUAUCAGGAUACAUAUGGGCAGCAGUGGAAGUAAGACCAAUAAGGAGGGCAUGGGAAUAUUGACAAGAUAAGAAUUUGGCUAUAGUUUUACAUCCUUCCAAAAAAAAAAAAUUGGCUUAUUGUUUCAUCCUUCAAUAGUGAUUGGCUGCCAUGUGUAUUGGGCUGAAGAAUCACUCUAUUAUGUAUAUAUUCAAGUCUUUUUUCCCCUCCUUUUCUCAUAAAUGCACUUGGACAUUACUGAGCUUGCAGAUUUCCCAAACAUAGUUUGGGGAUACAAUGCUUUUUAUCGUUUUAGGCUUCAUUUUAGCAGUUUUAUCAGCAAGGAUGGGCAACACUGUUAAAUCAUGAUUUUUGCAAACCUUCUGUUUUUGGACAGUUUCUUUUCUUUCUUUUUCCCUCUUUUCUUUUUGGAUUUGGGAUAGAUUACGUAGGCUUCUGCUGUACAUAAAAUAAAGCUAGUACUUUGUCUCCGUAGUUUUAAAGAAUUUAAAAAAAAUUAAGUUUUCUUGUAUUGAAAAUAACAUGAUUGUAUGUUUUGCAUUCCUAGAAGUAGGUUAACUGUGUUUUUAAAUUGUUAUGACUUCACACCUUUUUGAAAAUCUGCCCUACAAAUUUGUUUGGCCUAAACGUCAAAUCCGUGGCAAUUUGUUCCUUGAUGUGAUUGUAUUUCCAAUUUCUUGUUCAUGUAAGAUUUCAAUAAAACUCAAAAACCUAUUCAAAACAUUACCUAUUUCAAAUUC
Messenger RNA from Thamnophis sirtalis, 3011 nucleotides. Lineage: Eukaryota; Metazoa; Chordata; Lepidosauria; Squamata; Natricidae. The record is from RefSeq and is a predicted model, not a curated record.